ACUUUACCUCCUCAACGGUGCAGCAGGCUGUUACCAGCUAGAAAGCCAAAAGGGUCACAAUUCGGAAAAAAAAUAAGUAGUAUGACCCGGGGAAGUAGUUCAGAUGACGUUAAUAUAAGAUGACUUGUGGAUGGCUAGAACAUUAGAUAGAUGGCAAAAGGUUGCAAAAGCAGCAGAAAAAGACUGUUCAAGACUACUGUUCACUUCCUGUUACAACCGGACAUUUUUACCACAUUUUACUGCAUUCAUAACCAACAGUUGCCAUUAACUUUUCCUAAACCUAACCAGACCGUAGUACGUAUCCUGUUCAAGUGGGGUGACAUUUACCUGCUGGUGAGCAUCCUCGCACUGGAGCCAUGGAUGUUUGUCCCUUCAUCCCCGUCCAGAACGUCACCAUGGAGGACUGCGUCACCUGCGCCAACCGGUUUGGACAGAAACUGGCAGACGUGCUGCACGUGCCCGUUUAUCUUUACGGAGAAGCAGCACGAAAAGAGACGAGGAGGAAUCUUCCAGCUGUGAGAGCCGGAGAGUACGAAGCUUUACCCGACAAGUUGAAACGUGACGAAUGGGCUCCGGACUUUGGCCCCGCCUCCUUCGUACCGUCCUGGGGCGCCACGGUAACGGGAGCUCGCAAGUUCCUCAUCGCCUACAACGUGAACCUGAUCGGCACCAAAGAGCAGGCGCACCGCAUCGCGCUGGACGUCAGGGAGCAGGGCCGAGGGAAAGACCAGCCCGGGCUGCUCAAGAAGGUGCAAGGAAUGGGCUGGUACCUGGACGAGGCCAACAUCGCCCAGGUGUCCACCAACAUCCUGGACUACGAGCUGACCCCCCUCCACACUGUGUACGAGGAGAUCUGCAGGGAUGCUGAGGACCUGAGCCUGCCGGUGGUCGGCUCUCAGAUCGUUGGUCUGAUCCCUCUGAAGGCUCUGCUGGACUCUGCAGACUUCUACAUCAGCAAAGAGCGACUCUUCAUCAUCGAAGAGGAGCACAAAGUCCGACUGGUGAUCAGUAAACUCGGCCUCGACUCUCUGGGUCCCUUCAACCCGAAGGAGCGAAUCAUAGAGUACAUGGUGAGGUCACAGGAGGACGGAAGCCUGGUGUCUCUGUCUCUGCAGCAGUUUGUUCGGAGUGUCGGAGCUCGAACUGCGGCUCCGGGCGGAGGAUCAGUUUCUGCUGCUGUGGCCGCUCUGGGGGCGGCACUGGGUGCUAUGGUGGGCCAGAUGACGUAUGGGAAGAGGCAGUUUGAGAACCUGGAUGGUGUGAUGAGGAGACUGAUUCCUCCGUUCCAUCAGGCCAUGAACGAGCUGCUGCACAUGGUGGAUGCCGACUCCUCCGCUUUCAACAGCUACAUGGCAGCGCUGAAAUUGCCAAAGAGUACUGCAGAAGAAAUAAAAAGACGAGAAGCUGAGAUGCAGGAGGGUCUAAAGCGAGCGGUUGGCGUCCCGUUGGCUCUGGCCGAGAGGAUCAGCGUCCUCUGGCCAUCCCUCAAAGAAAUGGUUGUCUACGGAAACAUCGCCUGCAAGUCUGACGCUCAGGUAGCAGCUAAAGCUUUGGAGACGGCUGUUUUUGGUGCGUACUACAAUGUCAUGAUCAAUCUCAAAGACAUCACAGACGAUGGCUUCAAACUGGCUACUCAGAAGAGAGUGUCAGCGUUGCUGCAGGAUGCGAAGAGCAGUGCUGCUGCCGUCCUUGAUGCUGCUGAGAAGAGAAAUUGAAAGUACAAACUGAACCUGACUUAUUGAAGAUGGGGAAAUAAAGCAAAGUUGCUGUUACGUUCAAUUAAAAUAAAUUCUACAACACUCUA
Messenger RNA from Thunnus maccoyii (southern bluefin tuna), 1804 nucleotides. It is a transcript of the gene ftcd, whose product is annotated as formimidoyltransferase cyclodeaminase. The record is from RefSeq and is a predicted model, not a curated record. The transcript is spliced from 14 exons. Gene Ontology annotation, molecular function: transferase activity; folic acid binding. NCBI's taxonomy places the organism in Eukaryota, Metazoa, Chordata, Actinopteri, Scombriformes, Scombridae. Bases 357 to 1715 code for a protein of 452 amino acids.